Molecule: messenger RNA, 921 nt
Organism: Salarias fasciatus (jewelled blenny)
Lineage: Eukaryota; Metazoa; Chordata; Actinopteri; Blenniiformes; Blenniidae
Product: galanin receptor type 2
Exons: 1
Coding region: 1-921 (306 amino acids)
Biological process (GO): G protein-coupled receptor signaling pathway
Cellular component (GO): plasma membrane
Molecular function (GO): neuropeptide receptor activity
Source: RefSeq, a predicted model, not a curated record
AUGGCCUCUCCCAGUGUGUAUGUGCUGAUCUUUGCCUGUACCUGUGCAGUGAUCCUGGGCGUGGGGCUGUGCGCCAACCUGCUGGUCUUCUCUCUGUUUGCCAAGCACAACACGUUGCGUAAGAACCGCCUGGACAUCCUCCUGCUCAGCAUGACCCUGGCCGACUUCCUGACCCUCCUGCUGAUCCCCUUCAUGCUGCACUCCGCCGUCAGCCACUCCUGGCCCCUGGGCGACGUCUCCUGCAAGGUCUACCAGUUCCUGCUGGCCUUCAGUCUGGCCGCCUCCACCUACUCGCUGUGCGCCGUGUCCAUGACCCGCGCCAUGAUCAUCACCAACCCGUACCAUCCGCCCACCAUGGAUCUGGUCGUGCGCAUGUUUGUCCUGGUCUGGGCCCUCAGCUUCUUCAUCAGCCUGCCUCUGCGGAUGUUUGCCACCAAAGAGAGCCUGGGCUCCGGCCUGUCAGACUUCACCUUCUGCCUUCCAACCAUUCAUGAGCACCACUACCAAGUGGUGCUCAGCCAGUUUGUACUUUACUACUUUAUUCCGAUGCUAAUCAUCGCCUUCAACUAUGUCCGCCUGGCGCUGUUUCUCCACAAGAGCCCUGUAAUGUCCCUGUCCAGCGCCAGGAAUACCCGCAGGGCCUCGUGCAUGGUGUUCCUGGCCGCCGCCACCUUCUCGGUGUGCUGGCUGCCCGGUUACGUGCUGGAGCUGUGCCUGUACCUGGGACUCUAUCGCCACGGACACGCUUGGGAGUCGUUCUACUUCAUCUGCACGGUGCUCCAGUACCUGCACCCCUGCGUCAACCCGGUGCUCUACGUGCUGCUGUCGAAGCGCUAUCGCCACAGGAGGGCAGCCUGGCUCUGCGGCUGCAACAGGAACCGAGUGCAGCCGCAGGUCAUCAGUGUCACGGACAGCUUCUGA